Corylus avellana is the source of this 1817-nucleotide messenger RNA. RefSeq names its product putative protein S-acyltransferase 14. Lineage: Eukaryota; Viridiplantae; Streptophyta; Magnoliopsida; Fagales; Betulaceae. The record is from RefSeq and is a predicted model, not a curated record. Gene Ontology annotation, molecular function: palmitoyltransferase activity.
AAAAGCCUUUUCCAGUCGAGAAUCCACCAAACUAUAAUCCAUCACCUAAUUCCGACGUAAUUUUUGAUACAAGAAAAAAGUAUUUUUCCCAUUCUCUCUCUCUCUCCCCUCCCUCAUACCGCCUCUCCAAUAACGCUUAUGGAUUCCAAACCCCACCUGAAAUUCCCAAUCCCAUAGACCCUCAGAUUCACUAAAAACCACUUUACCAAAAUAGACAGAAAUAGAAAACACUGAAAAAAAAAAAGUUGUAUACUCUGUUUUUUUUUUUGUUUGUUUGUUUCCUGAACAUUACCCAGAAAUUUUUAGCUCAUUCCCAAGAGUCCAAGACCUCAAGUCGUGGUCUUGUUUUCAGGAAUCAAAGAAAACAAGAUCUCUGAAAGCAAAAAACACUUGGGACUUGAAUUGUUCUUUGAUUUUUGAUUUUUUUUUUUCUUUUCGUUUUCCGAGUAUGCAUAGAUCUGGAGCUACGAUGGCCUGGAACGUGUUCAAGUUCUGUACCGCACUGCGAGGCCUGGGCUCGAUCAUGAUCCUUCUGGUUCUUGGGGUCGUGGGGGUGACCUACUACGCUGUCGUUUUGACCAAUUACGGCCCCGCUUUGUACGACGGUGGCCUCGAUUCGCUCACCGCUCUUGUCGUCUUGAUCUUGUUCCAUUGCUUGUUGGUGAUGCUACUGUGGAGUUACUUUUCUGUUGUUUUGACCGAUCCGGGUAGUGUACCUCCUAAUUGGAGGCCUGCUAUCGAUGAGGAGAGAGGGGAGGCCGACCCAUUGAAUGCGUUGGAAUUCAGUAACUUGCCUGCAGACCCAGUGACGAAUCAAAGGAUCCGGUUCUGUCGGAAGUGCAACCAGCUGAAACCACCUCGAUGCCAUCAUUGCUCUGUUUGUGGGCGAUGUGUGUUGAAGAUGGACCAUCACUGUGUUUGGGUUGUUAAUUGUGUUGGGGCAUUAAAUUACAAGUAUUUCCUUCUUUUCUUGUUCUACACAUUUCUCGAGACAAGUCUUGUAACACUGUCAUUACUUCCACAUUUUAUAGCAUUCUUUAGUGAUGGAGAAAUACCUGGAACUCCUGGCACCCUCGCAACCACUUUUCUUGCCUUUGUCCUGAAUCUGGCUUUUGCGUUGAGUGUUAUGGGGUUUCUGAUAAUGCACAUAUCAUUGGUGGCUGCCAACACCACAACAAUCGAGGCAUAUGAGAAGAAAACCACUCCAAAAUGGCGCUAUGACCUUGGUCGAAAGAAGAAUUUUGAACAGGUUUUUGGGACAGACAAUUGGUACUGGUUUGUCCCCGCUUAUUCGGAAGAGGAUAUACGACGGAUGCCGGCGCUGCAGGGGCUUGAAUAUCCGUCAAAACCCGACUUUGAUUCCCAGGAGUUCUAAGAAUCACUGGUACCAUAUUUCAAUAAAUUCAUAAUCUCCGGCCUUGUAAGAAUAGUGAUGAUGGAGCCUUCCAAACUGCUUCCUUAAGAUUUUUAAUUUGAUCGAGCAGCUUACAACUAAUUGAGGCUUCUAAUACAUUCAUUUCCACGAGCCUCUUCAUGUAGCGGAUAACAAAAUGGUUGAGAGAGAGAGAGAGAGAGAGAGAGACGGCAGAUCAAGGAAAAAGCAUGUGGGUGGCAGAAUAGUGAGGAUAGCUUGAAAGGCAGGCUAAUGUUUUAUUUCAUGUGUUUUUUAAUCAUAAAUAUUGGGAAGUUUUGGAAGUGUAAGAUAAAGUGCUGCAAGUUUUUCAUGGGGGGGCUUUGUUGUAUUUGUUGAUUGAAAUGGCCAAUCAAGUGUACGUUUGUUAUUCAUUCUUGUUAUAUAUAUAUACCUUUCAUAUCAA